This is a messenger RNA of Poecilia reticulata (guppy), 3066 nucleotides long. RefSeq names its product tubulin beta-6 chain. NCBI's taxonomy places the organism in Eukaryota, Metazoa, Chordata, Actinopteri, Cyprinodontiformes, Poeciliidae. Gene Ontology annotation, molecular function: structural constituent of cytoskeleton; GTPase activity; GTP binding. The record is from RefSeq and is a predicted model, not a curated record. Gene Ontology annotation, cellular component: microtubule. Gene Ontology annotation, biological process: microtubule-based process.
CCCUCAGCUGUUCUGUGGACUGUCUCUCGAUCACCAUGCGUGAAAUUGUACAUCUGCAAAUUGGACAAUGCGGCAACCAGAUCGGCUCCAAGUUCUGGGAAGUAAUCAGUGAAGAACAUGGCAUAAAUGCAACAGGCCUCUACGAAGGAGACAGCAAUACACAACUGGAGAGGCUCAACGUCUACUUUAAUGAGGCACACGGUGGUAAAUAUGUCCCCAGGGCGUUGCUUGUGGACCUGGAGCCCGGCACUAUGGACAGUGUCAGAGGAAGUCGCAUUGGUGCUCUUUUCAGACCAGACAAUUUCAUCCACGGGAACUCAGGAGCUGGAAACAACUGGGCAAAGGGCCACUACACAGAGGGAGCGGAGUUGGUGGAGUAUGUCAUGGACCGGGUCAGGAACGAGAGUGAAAGCUGUGAUUGCCUCCAAGGCUUUCAGCUGGUUCACUCGCUGGGGGGAGGCACAGGCUCCGGCAUGGGUACCCUCCUCAUCAAUAAGAUAAGAGAGGACUACCCAGACCGUAUCAUGAAUACCUUUAGCAUCAUGCCUUCUCCUAAAGUCUCAGACACAGUGGUGGAGCCUUAUAAUGCUACACUCUCGGUGCAYCAGCUCUUAGAAAACACAGACGAGACUUUCUGCAUUGACAACGAGGCCCUUUACGACAUCUGUUUCCGUACCCUAAAACUGACCACACCAACUUAUGGGGAUCUCAACCACUUGGUCUCCUUGACUAUGAGCGGUGUCACAACCUCUCUCAGAUUUCCAGGACAGCUCAAUGCUGACCUGAGGAAGUUGGCUGUCAACAUGGUGCCCUUCCCCCGUCUCCACUUCUUCAUGCCAGGCUUCGCCCCACUGACACCUCGGGGUAGCCAGCAGUACAGAGCUCUCACUGUACCUGAACUUACCCAGCAGAUGUUCGACGCUCGCAACAUGAUGGCGGCAUGUGACCCACGGCGAGGGCGCUACCUCACAGUAGCUGGUGUUUUUCGAGGUAGGAUGUCCACCAAAGAGGUGGAUGAGCAGAUGCUCGCAAUGCAACAGAAAAACAGUGCUUACUUUGUUGAUUGGAUCCCCCAUAAUGUGAAGGUGGCUGUGUGUGAUAUCCCUCCUCGAGGUCUAAAAAUGGCUUCCACAUUCAUUGGAAACAACACAGCAAUUCAGGAGAUAUUCCGUCGGGUGGGCGAGCAGUUCUCCCUCAUGUUCAGACGGAAGGCGUUCCUCCACUGGUACACAGGAGAGGGUAUGGAUGAAAUGGAGUUCACAGAAGCUGAGAGUAACCUCAACGACCUGGUGGCAGAGUACCAGCAGUACCAAGAUGCAACUGCUGAUCUAGAUUGGGAAGCAGAAGAAGAAGACGAGGAGGAAGGACCCUCGUCUGCAAGGAUCACAAAGGUUCAGUCUCGGACGGAAACCAAACUGGAAACAGUGGUAGAAACCAACAAAGAAACUGUAGAUGAGUAGUGUGGAUGGGGUAUACAGCUUCAGACAUAAGGACUCUUUGGGCAGGAAUUGAGAUGAUGUAUGUAUAGUGAAUUUCUUUGGAAACAAUUUUUUUAUUUUAACCUGUUUUACUUGUAUUUUUUUUUWGUCAUUUUAUUUUUAUUUUUACCUUUUACUGGAUUCAGGGCUUUGAUGGCUAUGUUUUGGGCUUUUGAUCUUUUGAAAAAAUCUUUCAGCACUUAUUUGAAAUAAAUAUCUUAGACAUGUAAUGCCAACAGCAGACCCAUGAUUAACUAGGCAGAUUUGCCUUUUAGAUGGCCUGCGAAUGCUUCAGAUGUAUAUAGAGGGUGAUUUAAAGGAGRCUUCUGUGAGGGGAAUCUCAGCCCAGGCUCCUCCAGAAGACAGAUAGGUCAUAGUAUUAAAAAAAAUAUAAUCACAAGGUUGACUAAUAGAGGACUAAUAGACAAACCUUUUAAUAACAUGACAAUUAGCCACGGUUGUAAGCAUGCAAUUUAAAGCUAUGUUUACAUUUACUACUGCUUCUUUGCAUAUUUGUUUYRAGAUUUAACAAGUCAAUUUACACACUAAUUACUCUAAUUACUGCUGGGAUUUUAUUUUACCCCACUAAAYUAAUCUAAGAGUAAUUUAUAUCCAUGCAGUCUGGAUUCCUCAUGCACGUGUUCAUUAUGCCUCUCUUUUAAAAAGCUUUUUAGCCAUACACAAAUUGUAUUCGUAACAUAAACAAUUCUUUGGAAAGAGGGAAAUGGUGCCACACCCAGAAACAGUCCUUUCAUAACUGCCCCUUAUGUGGAACUCCAGUUGUAUAAUUGCAUAGCUAGAGCUAAUUAAUGCUAAGCACUUACUUUUAUUAUUGCAUAAACUGUUGGAAACUGAGUUGGGAGAUUGAAAGAGCAAUAAAAAUUUCAGUGAUCUUGUCAGCAAAAUGAAUAAGCUUUAAUUYAGCAUGUUGCAGUUUGCAUUUCUGUUUCUCACAGGUGAAGUCAUUCUGCAAAGCAAUAAGCCAUAGUGAAACAUUAUAUAAUAAGUAUACCAUUCAUCCUGUUUGUAGUCUGAAAUGUCAUGAUGUCUAGUGGUGCACAUCAUGUUACAGUUUAUAGUAAACAACUACUCCAUGGGUGCAGUAGAGGUCAAAGCAGAAAACCAAUAAGAUUCUAUCCAGCUAUUUGUUCUUGUAUAAAUGUCUUUGUGUUUGUGGUACUWUUGUAAAAUGAAACCCGUGGCUCACUGAUUCAGAAUAAUGAUUAUAAUAUGUAUUAGUUUAUGAAGAGUGAAUAAUAUAGCAUUCUUUCUUCUCAUUCCAGGGGCUGUAUUAUAUUUUAAUGCAUUUAUUUAAAAAAAACUAUUAAGUGGAAAAAAGAAGCAUGCAUUGUGGGUAUGUUAGACUAUGUCAGCCCUGUAUGCAAAAGUACUUUUUAAAUAAUGCAGACCAUGUUUUUGUAUUUUUAAACAAAUGUUCUAGUUGAUUUAUUUCUCUUUGAAAUAUUGAAUUUAUUUGUACAUGUCUAAAUKAAAUAUAUUUUCAGCAUUUCUGUGUAAUCCAUAACUUUAAACAAUGUUUCGUUUUUGUGUAUGAUAAAAGGAACAUGUAUUAAAAGCUUUUUCAAAA